Molecule: messenger RNA, 960 nt
Organism: Plasmodium malariae
Lineage: Eukaryota; Apicomplexa; Aconoidasida; Haemosporida; Plasmodiidae
Gene: OMPDC
Product: orotidine 5'-phosphate decarboxylase, putative
Exons: 1
Coding region: 1-960 (319 amino acids)
Biological process (GO): 'de novo' pyrimidine nucleobase biosynthetic process; pyrimidine nucleotide biosynthetic process
Molecular function (GO): orotidine-5'-phosphate decarboxylase activity
Source: RefSeq, a predicted model, not a curated record
AUGAAAACAAAAUUAGAAAAAAGAAGGAGUGAAGUAAAUACCUGUUUGUGUAUUGGAAUAGACCCUGAUGAAGAUGAUAUACAAAAUUUUAAGAAAAAUGAAAAAGAAAAGGGAUUUAAAAACAUUAGGAACAACUUAAAUGAUAGCGGAAUAAAUGCAAUUGAAAUAGGAAGAGAUCUUUUAUUAGGAAAAGAAUCCUUUGACAACUUAAAAGAAAAAGAUGAAUUCUUUUAUUUUUUUAAUCAUUUUUGUUUUUAUAUAAUUAAUACAACAAAACAACAUGCGUUAGUAUAUAAAAUGAAUUUUGCUUUUUACAUCCCAUAUGGUUCAGUAGGCAUUGAUGUUUUAAAAAAUGUCUUUGAUUUAUUACAUUAUUUAAAUAUACCAACAAUUCUUGAUAUGAAAAUUAAUGAUAUUGGAAAUACAGUUAAAAGUUAUAGGAAAUUUAUUUUUGAAUAUUUGAAAAGUGACUCCUGCACUGUUAAUAUAUAUAUGGGCACCGAAAUGUUAAGAGACAUAUGUUAUAAUGAAGAAAAGAAACAGUACUAUAGUGCUUUUGUUCUUAUUAAAACAACAAAUAAAGAUUCCUAUAUAUUUCAAAAAGACCUUUCUUCUGGUAAUAAACAAGCAUAUAUGUUAAUGGCAGAAAAAGCCCAGGAAAUGUCAUCCAUUUUAAAAAUAGAAGAAAAUAACGAAUUUAUUGGUUUUGUUGUUGGUGCCAAUAGUUUUGAAGAAAUGAAAAUUAUAAGAAAUCAAUUUCCAGAUUGCUAUAUUUUAUCUCCAGGAAUAGGAGCACAGAAUGGGGAUUUGCUUAAAACGUUAAGUUAUGGUUACACUCAAAAUUAUGAAAAAUUAUUGAUUAAUAUUGGUAGAACUAUAACGAAAAAUGCCGAUCCGAAAAAAGCUUCUGAAAUGUACUAUAAUCAGAUUACUCAAAUUUUGAAAGGGCUACAAAAUUAG